Molecule: messenger RNA, 6162 nt
Organism: Prosopis cineraria
Lineage: Eukaryota; Viridiplantae; Streptophyta; Magnoliopsida; Fabales; Fabaceae
Exons: 21
Coding region: 1232-6046 (1604 amino acids)
Biological process (GO): protein phosphorylation
Cellular component (GO): plasma membrane
Molecular function (GO): protein kinase activity; ATP binding
Source: RefSeq, a predicted model, not a curated record
UCUAUGUCAAAAAUUUGUUUCACUGGUCAAGGCUCGUUGUCCAGCGCGGUAUGCAGGAAAAUGGUGGGAAAAGAAGAAAGAAGAGAAUUUCAAGGUUCAUUAUCAUCUCAACAAAUAGAGACAUGCUUGGGAUCUUUGUCGCGUAUUCUUGUCUUUUGCGAAGAACACCACGUUGUGGCAUGAAACUGGACGACCGAAGGCAAGUCCACGAGGCUAAAGGCGGCUGGCCACAAUGCAGCAGCCAGCCGGAGGCCUUGUUAUCUCGUUGCGCACCGAAGAACAUUUCCCUGAUUUUCUCCGAAGUUUGAGAAAUUCCUUUGUCCUCUUUGGGGAUAGUUUCGAAGGGAUGAUGAACAAGUUUAACCUUAGCUUGGAUAUUAUCAAUCGCAAGAAUUUCAGCUAAGACAUGAAAACCAAUUACAAGUAUGCCUAGGACCAAACCGAGCUUUAAAGUAAUGGGUUUUUAUAAAGAGACAGCAAGAAGAUUACUGGAUUUUUCAUCAGGAUUCCCAAAAUGCGGAAUAUUCAAGGGUUACAGUAUUUAUAUAGAAUGGCUUUGCAAUGUCUGGGAAGUUGAUGACAGAAGGGCUCUUUUGAAGCUCCUGUAUUCGACAAAAUGUCUCACUUGGAUGAAUAAGCUAUAUCUCCCAUGUUGGUAGUUCCUUGUAUCCUCUUCUUCAUAUAUUCUUCCCUGAACCAACUUUUCUGUUCCAUAGCAAUACAGAGCUUGAAAUUGUAAAAGCAUGGAAGGAAAGAGGGUGGUGGUCGUCCUGGAUGCAUCUAAAGAUGUCAAUCCAAGAGUCUUUCGUUGGUCCUUGAAAGGAUUAUCACUGAAGCCAGGAGAUAAGCUCACCGUUGUUGCAGUUCUCUAUCAGUUUUAUACUCCUAGUAUGUGCUCUUCCAUGGAUGCUAGGGAAGUUUAUGGCAGCUAUUAAUUAUUCAUCAAAUCACUAUUUUUGCAUCAAAUCACUUUUGUCACUCUGUUGGGACAGAUUCAAUGUUUUUAUCCUGUGAUGGUACAUUUACACGGGUACGCACAUGAAGAAAAUGUUGAUUCGGACUCAGUGGAGUGAGAAAACAAUUAAAUUUUCGUGAGAAUGAGAGAAUGACUAUUUGUGUGUUGAAGUGAUGCAAACAACAGUUGAUUACCAAAAUUAAUGUGUAACAGUUGGGGUACUUAAGCACAUUGGACAGCAAAUCACUGGUUGGAGCCAACAAGAAAGCAGUAGAGAUGCGAGCUGCGAGGAGGAUGGAAGAAUACCAAAAUAAUGAGGAGCUUCUUGAGAUUUCUAAACUGUAUGAAUCACAGAAGGUUGAAUUCAGGAUAGAGUUGGUCACGGCAACUUCAGCUAAGGAGGUUGCUUUAGACAAAGCGAAAGAACUAAAUGCAACUUGGGUGAUAUUGGACAGGCAGAUGAAGAAAGAUGAGAAGUUUUUCCUGCAGGAGCUUUCUUGUGGUAUAUCAAGAUUGAAGCGUAACAAUAGGAUUGAACAUUUGAGAGGUCCCCCAGUUCUCCCCACAGAGAUAUUUAUCAGUCCUGUACCAGGAUGUCAUGACGAUGAGGAUAACAGUAUGGAAGACCCCAAGAUUGGUCAAAUAAAAGAGGAUCUUCCCAGCAUGGAAGAAGAGAUGCAAAGAAACUCAGAUAAGGGGGAUGACUUUACAUUUACUGACAGUAAUCAAACAAGUCAGACAAAACCUGAUGAACCCAGAACAGUUGUAGAAGAGACAUGGAAGAGCAUCCAUGAUGAAGGGCAGCACUUCAGGCAGGCAACAAGAGGUGAUCUACACAUAGAUGGAACAAAAGCUGAGCUGCUGAGCCAUGAUCAAGAAGAUAAAACAGAUGGAAAGCAAGAGAAGAGCAUUUUUGGGAAUACAGAAUGCUCUAUCUGCUCAGUCUGCAAAAGUAGACGGCCAGAUAGUGGAUGGAAAAGGGACUUCUCAUAUAUCGAACUUCAAGUCGCUACAGAUGAAUUUUCAAUUAACAACUCACUUUCUGAAGGAGAAUGUGGAUCUACUUUCAAAGGUCAGCUUGAUUGUCAGCUGAAAAUAGUGGUGAAGCAGCAUCGACUCACAGAUGCCCAAGUAGAGAAACAAAUGAUGUCUCAAGUGCAAUUGAUCCUCAAGGCUAGACAUAAGAAUGUGGCCAUGCUGUUGGGUUCCUCCAUAGAAGAAAGUCAGCUAUUAGCUGUAUAUGAGUAUGCAUGCAAUGGUUCACUUGACAAGCAUCUAUCUAAGAAUAGUUGCAGGCCAUUAAGCUGGGGAAAAAGGGUGAAAAUAGCUGUAGGUGUCUCCAUGGGUCUAAAGUACUUACAUGAUAAUAACAUAAUUCAUGGACGUAUAAAGCCAAGCAACAUUCUUCUAAACCAUGAGUUCGAACCAAUGCUUGGAGAUUUCAGCUUGGGGAGAGCAAAAUGUGAAGCAAAAAAGUCACACAAGGAUAAAAGUUUGGUAUACGCAGCACCAGAGUGUUUGGAGAAUUGGAAACUAACAGCCAAGACGGAUGUAUACUCCUUUGGAAUGGUUCUUUUAGAGCUUAUCACUGGUCAGAGGGCUACAGACAAAAUAUCAGGAGAGAAAAACCUUGUUGAAUGGGCAAAGCCUCUUCUUGGAACAAAGAAGUAUCCGCAAUUGGUGGAUCCUGCAAUUGGAACCUCCUACGAAGAAGAACAACUUCAUUGGUUGGCCCAAGUAACAGAAAAAUGUCUCAAAAAGAAUCCAAAGGAAAGAUUAAGCAUGAAUAUGGUGGUCUCUGAAUUACGAGGCAUAAUAGAGAGUGAAGAGGGCUGUGUUACUGUAGACUUUUCCCCAGAAAUUUCAAGAUCAACAUGUGGCAUAUCAGACAUUACUUCUACUCAAGGUCAAAAGAUACCUGAUGAGCUGACUGAGGAAAAGCGGAUCAAGAGCUGCCACUAUGGAGAAAUGUGGAAUCCAGAGCUAGCAAUUGAAAAUAACGACAUGUUAUGUCAUAAAAAAGCUGAUCAUCUAAGCCAUGGGGUGGAGAAGAGUGUAGGAAAGGAGAAAAGAACAAACCAUAUGGUAGCUUUGACAAAAGUUGAUACACUGGAUCUGGAUCAAGGACAGAGCAGUUUUAUAAAAAAUGAGACAAUUAUGGGUCAAAUUGCAGUUGAUAGAAAAGGAGAUAUGAUGAAUAGGCACCAGGGAGAAGUGAUUUUGGAUAGUUCAAAAUCAUUUUUAUGCUCUAUAUGCAAAAGUAGACGCUCAAAUGUUGGAAAUCAAAGAGACUUCACUUACAAUGAGCUUGAAGAUGCUACAGAUAUAUUUUCAUUUCAGAACUCUCUCUCUGAAGGUGGAAAUGGACCAAUUUUCCGGGGCAUUCUAGAUUGUAAGCUGAAAAUAGCUAUCAAGAUGCAUCGAAUAACUAGCUCUCGGGAAGAAGAAAUAUUUAAGUCAGAGGCGCAGUUGCUUACUAAAGCUAUACAUAAAAAUGUGGUGAUGCUGUUGGGUUCAUGCACAGACAAAAAUCAACAGAUUCUUGUGUAUGAGUUUGCUUGCAAUGGUUCACUUGACCAGCACUUAUCAGGGGGAAGCUGCCGGUCAUUGACUUGGAGAGAAAGGGUAAAAGUAGCAAUUGGUGCCUCUAGAGGUCUGAAAUACCUUCAUGACAUUAACAUAAUUCAUGGAAGUAUAAAACCAAGCAACAUUCUUCUGACCCAUGAAUUCGAGCCUCUGCUUGGAGAUUUUGGCUUAGGAAAAGGAAAACUAGAACUGAAAUCCCACAAAGAUAAAAAUGUAAGUUCUGAAUACACAGCACCGGAGUAUUUGGAGAAAGGAAAACUGUCCACUAAGACGGAUGUAUACUCCUUUGGCGUGGUUCUUUUAGAAUUGAUCAGUGGCAGGAGAGCGACAGAUAAAUUAUCUGGAGGGAAAAGUUUUGUUCAGUGGGCUAAGCCUCUUCUUGGUGGGAAGAAAUACGCCCAGCUGGUGGAUACUAAAAUCAGCAGUUCUUGCAAAGAAGACCAACUUAGAUGGUUGAUCCAAGUAAUAGAACAAUGUCUCAGGAAGAAUCCUAAGAAAAGAUCAAGCAUGAAUAUGGUUGUCUCUGCAUUGCAAGACAUUGAAGAUACUGAUGGUUUAUGUGCAAUUGAAGACUCUUCUCCAGAAAAAUCAUAUAUACCACCCUGUGCGCCUGAUAUGAUUUGUUCACAAGGUCAAACAAAGGUUGAUCAGAACAGUUGGAAACAAGAACAGAUCGAAAGCAUCCCUUAUGAGAUGGAGAGGAGCUUAAGAUCAAUAGUCAGAAAAAAUGACUUAAUAGGUAGUAGAAAUGUUCAUCAGCUGCGCCAGGAUGGAGAAGAGAUCAGCAAUGUUCACAUGAUGUGUCGCACAAAAACUGAUCAGAUAAGCCAGGCUCAAGAAGGUACAGGAGGAAGCCUCCAAAUAGAAAAGAGGGGCACAAUACUCACAAAUAUGGGUAGCCAAAUUGCAAGUGAAAAUUGCAAUGAAGAACUAAUGCAGGGUAGCUUACGUGGGGAUUCAUUGGAUGGUUGUAACAUCAGAGUUAUGUUAGAGGAUUCCGAAUCUUCUGUAUGCUCUAUCUGCAAAAGUAAACGCCCUCAUUUUGGAGGUCAUAAGGAUUUCUCUUAUAAUGAGCUCCAUGUGGCUACUGAGGGGUUUUCAAUUAAGAACUCUCUAACUGAAGGUGUAUAUGGACCUUCGUUCAGAGGCCAGCUAAACUGCAAAUUGAAAAUAGUUGUCAAGCAACUUCAAAUGACAAGCUCCCAGGAAGAGAAGAUAUUUAAGUCAGAAGUUCAGUUCCUCUCUAAGGCUAGACAUGAAAAUGUGGUCAUGUUGUUGGGUUCAUGCAUAGAUAAAACUAAAAUGCUGAUUGUAUAUGAGAAUGCAUGCAAUGGUUCACUUGAGCAUCAUUUAUCAGGACAAACUGGUAGAUUACUAACAUGGAGAGAGAGGGUGAAAAUUGCAAUAGGUUUAUCCAGAGGUCUAAAGUAUCUGCAUGAGAAUAAUACAAUUCAUGGAAGUAUAAAACCAAGUAACAUUCUUAUAACUCAUGAAUUUGAAGCACGGGUAGGAGAUUUUGGAUUUGGAAAAUCCAAAAAUGAAUUGAAGAAUUGGCACAAGAAUAAAAAUGUAGAGAAUAUUGGAUACGAGGCUCCGGAACUUUUGGACAGUGGAAAGUUCUCAACUCAGACAGAUGUGUAUUCUUUAGGGGUGGUUCUUUUAGAGCUGAUCACUGGGCAUAGGGUUAUAGAUAAAGUUUCAGUACAGAAAAGUCUUAUUGAAUGGGCAAAACCACUUCUUAGAGGAAUGAAUUACCCACAAUUGGUGGAUCCAAAACUCAGCAGCUCCUACGAUGAUCAAGAACUUUUUUCGUUGGUCCAAGUAAUUGAGAAGUGUCUAAGAAAGAAUCCAAAGGAAAGGUUAACAAUGAAUAUGGUUAUCUCAGCAUUGCCAUGCAUAGUUGAUAACAAGCCACUUGUAACUGAGGACCCCAUUACAGUAAAGCCACACUUCAAACGCCCUUUGAAAGAUGAAUCGAUCUCACAAGAUAUCAAAGUAUCACCACAAGCAGAUAAUUUAGAGGUUAUCAAAGUAACUGAGGACCCCAUUAUAGAAAAGCCACAAUCCAAUCGCCUUUUGCUAGAUGAAUCUAGUUCACAAGACAUCGAAGUAUCGCCACAAGCAGCUAACUUGGAGGUUAUUCCAGUAAUUAAGGACCCCGGUAAAGAAAAGCCACGCUCUGGACUCACUGUGCAAGAUGAAUCUAGCGGCCAAGAACUCAAAGGAUCGCAAGAAAAUAACCUAAGUGAUGUUAGUCAGGAAAGACAGAAAAAUGAAACUUGUAGCAGAGAUAAUAAGGUCACAAAUGUUUAUCCAGAGAGCACAGAACACAUGGCUUGUGGUGGAAGCAAUGGAGAGCCACAAGAAACAGGAAGACUAGGCCACAAGAUACAUCAGGUAAAUCAGAGGCGCAUAUCAUAUGGUGGUGCCAAAAUAUUUUUUCUUGACGGUGCCAAAGAAUACAUAGUAGAUGAACAAUUUUUUAGGUUUGGUAAUUUGCUUUGAGGUGAUUGGUCUCAAAAUUGUAAUGUUCACAUUUAUCUAUUUACACAUGUAUGUAUAUAUUGAUGAUAAAUUAACAUUCUACAGCUUUGAUUGAUGAAACAUUUGUUCGGCCUGAA